UUUUCUUAUCGUAUACUGUUCUAGUGAUUUCCGAGAAACCGAAAGAGAGUUGGUUCUACUGAAAACUGAAAUGCGUAUAACCGGCGGCGCAAUGUUCGCUGCCAAAAGGGGCAGAAGAGUGAUGUGAAAAUUGUCAAAUAUUUUGUGCGAGGUGGUGUCCCGCGGUGAACUUGAUACUGUUCUAAAAGACCAUCGCGAUGUCCAGUACCCUGGAAAAUAAGAUUUUGAAUUUGCAAGAGCGUCUCAGAGCAGAAAAUGAAUCGAGAGACAAGGACAGACAAAGUGGCGAGGUUGGACCAGGAACGGGCAUUCAGUCGUCAUCCACGGGAACUGUCUCGACUUCUGCCUCACGACCUCCGAUCCCGACUUUAAAAGUCUCACAGAUACCUCCGAAGAAACAAGAUAGCGAAUUUGAGUCGAAACUACAGGAAAUUAUGAAGAUGAAUGGUAUUUUGAAUAUCAACGGACAGAGAUAUCAAACUGAAAUGAAAGAUUUGGAACACCUGGGUGAGUUGGGAAACGGUACCUGUGGACAUGUCGUUAAAAUGAGGCAUAAACCAAGCGGCGUACUCAUCGCUGUAAAACAAAUGCGACGUUCUGGUAACGCGGAAGAAAAUAAGAGGAUAAUUAUGGAUCUCGACGUUGUGUUGAAAUCACACGAUUGUCCAUAUAUCGUACAAUGUUUGGGAUGUUUCAUCACAGAAUCCGAUGUAUGGAUUUGUAUGGAAUUAAUGGCAACUUGUUUAGACAAAUUACUGAAGAGAACUAGACAAGCAAUGCCGGAAGAAUUUUUAGGAAAAGUUACGGUUGCUACUGUAAAGGCAUUGUCAUAUCUCAAAGAAAAACACGGUGUAAUUCAUAGGGACGUAAAACCUAGUAAUAUUCUUCUCGACGAAAAAGGAGGGGUAAAGUUAUGCGAUUUCGGUAUAUCCGGUAGAUUAGUCGACAGUAAAGCAAAAACCAGAAGUGCGGGAUGUGCUGCUUACAUGGCUCCCGAAAGAAUAGAUCCUCCCGAUCCAACGAAGCCAGAUUACGACAUACGAGCAGAUGUGUGGAGUUUGGGUAUUACGUUAGUAGAAUUAGCUACCGGAGUAUUCCCUUAUCGAGAUUGUAAGACUGAUUUUGAGGUACUGAGCAGAGUAGUACAAGACGACCCUCCAUCCCUUCCAUCGGAUGCACUCUUUUCAAAGGAGUUUAGAAGUUUUGUGUGUUGCUGCCUUACAAAAAAUUACAAACAUCGUCCAAAAUAUCACAAGCUCAUGGAGCAUUCUUUCAUUCGAAAAUACGAUGUACCUCAAGAUGACGAAACAAACUCCUCUGUUCUAAAUUCUGGCUGUCAAUGGUUUGGCAGGGUUAUGCGACAAUUAGAACCAAGUUUCAGAUUGUCAGGGUGGCAGCAGCGAGUUACCGGACAUGUAUCUCUAAAACAAACGGCUCAUCUCAGAGCUCAAUCCGAAGUACCAGCUUUUUUAAGAAGCAAUGUCACCAAAGACUCACAGAAUUCCAGUUUUCUGCCGUUUCAUCAACGAUCAAAUAGCGAGAAUGGUGCGAAUUAUGUAUCUUACAGUCCAUACGCUCUUAGACGAAAGGAAAUAUCCAGGCCGUUUUCUCCUCCUUCGUCGAACGAUGUGGACGCAUCGGAAACGAAUUUUCAACGAUCCUAUUCACCGUACAGACAACACGUCGAUCAAAACAGAGACUACUCUUCGAAUCACUGUUCGAUUAAUGGACAGGGUAGACAAGAAGGAAGACCGUUCUCUCCUUAUCGACAAGAUGCUAAUGUAGAUGCAGGGAACAGACUGUAUUCACCGUACCACGGCCGCUUUACGGAAGAUCGAGACAUCCGCAAAGAACGAUGGCAAGGUGUUUCUAGAUCAUUGAGUCCGUUCGCUCGUGACUACUCACCUUGGAGGCGAGAAAACGUCGAUCCUCCAAAUGUAGUGCAACCAACGGAAAGUGGUCGUUAUUCACCGUUUCUUCAACAACGACUAGGACAAACCCCACCUGUGCCUCAAACUCAUCCGCAAUCGCAAGAUAUUUAUGGUAGUCCCAUGAUUAGUCGUAAAAGGUUUCCUUCCGAACCUCCCCCACAAGGUUCUCAUGGUUCUACCAGCCCCGAAUUAUUAAUAUCCCGUUUUGCACAUCAAAUGAAGCAAGAUCCUCCACCUGUUAUGCCACCAACACAGACUGGAUCAAAAGAAUCCGCUAAGAAGCGUUUCGCUUCCUACGUUCGUCUUAGGCUCGGAAGUGAACGUGCACCCUCGCCGGAACCACCACCAAGACUGAGUCGUGGUGAAUCUCCUCUCGUUCUUAGAAGGAAUUUAGUGGAUCAAGCGUCUCCUUCUUUUGCACGAAGGUACGUCUCGUCCUCGCCGCCUCAACCUCCACCGAGGAGAUUGUCGGAAAGCAAUUCCGUGCCCGGUAGUCCUCAACAUGUACGAGCUCGUCUACGUUACACCCCCGAACCUCAGAGAAGACCUCCGCCACCAUAACCCACCGUUACGAUUAACUCGUAUUCCUUGCUGGUGCCAUAUGCGAUAAAAGUAACUGAAUUAAUCAUAUGUACCACGUAGAAUGGUGUUGUAAUCAACGAUGGUCGUGCACAUAGAGUGGUCUGUGCACAGUGUACUUGAAAACAAUUCUAAACCAAAAAAUAGUUGUUUGUAAUACUCGGUGACACCGUGAACUAUAACGUACGUAUUUUAAUCGAAAAAAAGACUCGAAUACGUACCGUGUAUGAUAUUAUUUUACAUUUACCGAGCACGGAGAAAGUUCUUCGUAAAAACGAAACGAAAGGUUAGGCUUCUAGAUUCGAGAGGACGGUCUUUGGGAUUAAUUUUCACGCGACUUUCUUUCGUGGCUGUAACGUAACGCGUUGAACUACUUUGUCAAUAAUUCUCUUGUCGACGUGUAUUUAUAUAUUAUAGGAUGCAAUCACCGAUGCAAUACGAUGCUCAACUUUUUAUAUUGCUUGUAAAGAUACAGAUAAAUGUAGUAUGUUCGACGUUUUUCUAAAAAAAAAAAAAAAGAAAAAGGAAAAAAUAAUAAUAAACAUACACACAAACAAAGCAAAGAUGAAGAAAAUCGUUAAUAGGAGAUGCGGCAUCGUACUGAACGCGUAAACCGUUCCUAUCACACUUCGUUUACGCUUCUGUUUUAAUCGAGGGACACAAACGAGAGAAUAUUUCGAACAACUCGCGAAAAAGCUCUCUUCUCUUCCUCGAGCGGCCUUGCAGUAUCUCUGCAACUCGACUUAGCAAUGGCGAUAUUUUUCACGUUUCAUUAUUGUUUGUAACAAUACCAAACGUAUACUGCGAUCGCAGUCACGAGUCGAUCGAAUGAAAACCAAAUCGUAAGAGUUACAAACGACGUCUCUAAGAGGAAAGCACAAUAUUCACGUCUCCUAGAUUCUGCGACUUUCAACAAAUGUAUAUUAUUUAAAUAAGAGGCGUGUUUGGGCUAGAACGUUGUAAUUAUUAUUUUUAAUUAACAUUUAUUCAUUAACAUUGUUCAGUCUACACCCGUAAUCACCUUUGUCGCUUAUUUGACAAAAGGAUCUGUUGCAAUGUAAAUAAACUUAUAUUUAUACGA
Messenger RNA from Hylaeus anthracinus, 3591 nucleotides. Its product is annotated as dual specificity mitogen-activated protein kinase kinase 7-like. The record is from RefSeq and is a predicted model, not a curated record. Gene Ontology annotation, molecular function: protein kinase activity; ATP binding. Lineage: Eukaryota; Metazoa; Arthropoda; Insecta; Hymenoptera; Colletidae. The coding region runs from base 198 to 2492 and encodes 764 amino acids. Gene Ontology annotation, biological process: protein phosphorylation. The transcript is spliced from 8 exons.